Molecule: messenger RNA, 1038 nt
Organism: Effrenium voratum
Lineage: Eukaryota; Dinophyceae; Suessiales; Symbiodiniaceae
Source: the annotation of a GenBank genome assembly
AUGGCUUUCCAUUGGCUCCUGAACUUCCUCAGCAAGCCUUUGCUGAGCCUGGUGGUACAAAGGUGCAAGGCCGCGGAGCCAACUCAAAGGAAACCGGCGCUGGCGCUCUCCUGCGACUCCGACUUUCGAAUCACCGAGGUCCAACCCGAGCUGUGUCGCCUACUUCGCUACACCAUGAAGGAGAUGAUUGGUAUGAGCGUUUUCAAGCUGAUGUCGACAGUCGUGGCCGAUGCUCAUGCUGCGACCUUCCGGCGCUUGCGCCACGCUGGCGCGGCGGAGCGCGCAGCGGCGCGAAAGAUGAACCACCUUCGCUGCCGUGACAGUAUCGUCAUAGAUGCGGAUGGCAACCCGAUUGCCUGCCGACUGACCGUCCAGCUGAAUCUGGAUUUGUCUGCGAGAUUAGUCUUCGAGCGAAUUCAGGGAAAGCUACCCAACAGCGUGCCCCGCGGCUUCGGUCAAUACAUCCGCCGCGAGCCGGGGCUUCACCUCGCGGACGCGCAGGAGGCUGCUUGCAUCAUGACGGACAUCGCCAAUUCCACCAGUUUCUCAAAGCAGCAAUCACCUCGAGUCAUGGCAGAGCUGCUGCACAAGGUCUAUGUCACUGCGAGCACUGUAGUCGAAAAGGAAGCGCUACCGUAUGUCUACAUCCACGAAGUCGUGGGAGACAGACACGUGGACUGCUUUGUCUCUUGCGCAGAUGGGUCGCCACAUUCGAGCGAGGCUUGCUUCUUCUGUGCAACUCAGAGUUCAUGGCGAACUUCCCCGGCAAAACCGCGGCCAUCGGGAUUUACGUUGCGAGCAAGGUGCAAAAGGCCGUGGACGAGAUGCUCUCUACGUAUGGCAAGGAAGACAUGUACUUGCGUGUGGGCAUCGCUUCCGGGCCGCUUUGUGCCGGAGUUGUGGACGGGCGGAACUUUCGAGUCUUCGGAUCAACCAUCCACCUUUCGCAGCGACUGGAGUCAAUGUGCCCGCGCUCGCGAAUCGCAUGUUGUUCCGACUUCGCAUCGAAGCUCACGGAGCAGGUGGACGAUGGCUUGA